Messenger RNA from Malaya genurostris, 2224 nucleotides. RefSeq names its product cysteine sulfinic acid decarboxylase-like. Gene Ontology annotation, cellular component: cytoplasm. NCBI's taxonomy places the organism in Eukaryota, Metazoa, Arthropoda, Insecta, Diptera, Culicidae. Gene Ontology annotation, biological process: carboxylic acid metabolic process. The transcript has 8 exons. The coding region runs from base 291 to 1751 and encodes 486 amino acids. The record is from RefSeq and is a predicted model, not a curated record. Gene Ontology annotation, molecular function: pyridoxal phosphate binding; carboxy-lyase activity.
CGUAAUUUUUUGUUUGUUUUAAUAAGCCGUUAAUUUGUGCUCAUGUACUACUUAUUUUUUUAUCUGCCCAUAUUCGUUUUUUUCGUUCUGUGGGUAUAUUUUCAAAUGAUUAAAGCUACACAUUACAUUGAAUGGACAAAACUUUUAGUGUGUAAUCAAAUAUUGAAUAUUACAUAACAUCACCAGUGGAAGCAUAAAGAGCGUCCAUACAUUGAUAGCGACCGGCAUUCUCGUUUGUGAUUUGACUAGAGUUUAGUGGAAUAAAGUGUGCGGAACGUUUUUUUUCAGCCAUGGAAGAGUUGAAUUUGUUAUCAAAAGUCUUCGACAUUCUACAAUCAGAGCAUGUUCUCCAACCUAGUGAAACCGAAAAGGUGUUUCCAUAUAAAGAACCUCUCGAACUCACGGACGCGCUAAAUCUAAAUUUGGAAAAUUCUUUUGCUUUAAAUUCGGCUGAGCAGGAACAAGUACUAAGGAAAAUAAUUCAACAUUCCAUCAAAACAUGCCAUCCGAGUUACUAUAAUGAAAUGUACGCUGGACCAGAUUUGUACGGACUCACCGCAUCUUGGAUAACGGAUGCACUUAAUGCUUGCCAAUUUACAUUUGAAGCAGCACCGGUAUUUUCGCUAGUGGAAUCAGCUGUUGUAAAUUUUUUUCUCAAGCUCUGCGGCCUCGAAGACGGAGAAGGCAUGUUCACACCUGGUGGAUCGAUUGCGAACAUGUACGCGAUAGCAAUGGCUCGUCAUAAAAUUCUACCACAAAACAAAUCGCAAGGAAUGUACGGCCAAAAACCACUGAAAAUUUUCACUUCACAAGAUUCGCAUUACAGCAUAACGAAGAGUGCCAAUUGGCUGGGCAUAGGCGAGAAGAAUGUGGUGAAAAUCGAAACGGAUACCACAUCCCGCAUUGACAUUGGUUUGCUGGAGAAAGCUAUCCAGGACGCAAUUGACCGGGGAUCAAUGCCUCUUCUUGUGUCGGUUACAGCCGGAACGACAGUUUUCGGUGCCUUCGAUAAUUUGGAAAAGGUCGCCGAUUUGUGCCAUCAGUAUCGAAUUUGGAUGCACGUUGAUGCGGCCUGGGGAGGCGCAGUUGUUUUCUCAGCUCAACACAGAGACUUGCUAAUAGGAAUUGAACGUGCUGAUUCUGUGACCUUGUGUCCCCAGAAAAUGCUGGGAGCUCCACUUCAGUGUGCGAUGAUUCUUCUGAAGCAUAAAGGUCUCCUUAGUAACUGUAAUACCACUUGUGCGGAAUAUCUUUUUACUGCUGAUAAAUACUACGACGCAUCCUAUGACACCGGCGACAUGAGCAUCCAGUGUGGCAGAAAGGUUGACUCUUUCAAACUCUGGUUCAUGUUGAAGGCACGUGGUUCAGCAUGGUUCGGGUCUGCCGUGGAUAACGCGUUCCUGUGUGCUCGAUACUUCCAGACAAAAAUUUCCAGCAGUUCCUUUUUCAAACUCGUCCAGACGACGCCGUAUCAAUUUACGAACGUUUGCUUCUGGUUUAUCCCCAAACGACUCCAGCUGAUUUCUGCUGACGAGGAAAAUGAUGGAUGGCAUGCCGAGCUUUAUAAGGUUACGCUUGCGAUGAAGGAAAGGAUGGUGAAGAAAGGUACACUGAUGAUUAGUUAUUCUUCUUAUCCCACGAAAAAAUUAGGUUAUUUUUUUCGGCUGGUACUGAAGUGUGUACCGUCUCCUACAAUUGCAAAAAUGGACUUCAUCAUCGACGAAAUGAUUACCAUCGGUAGUGAACUAUGAAAUAUAAUCAAAUUUGUGUGACUAUUGCAUAAAUAAUUGAUAAUACUACUAUCUACCUAUUUGUUAUGCACUCUACUAUACAAAUCAACUCCAUCAUCGAUUGCCGAUUUUCUGACACUUCAGGUAAUAUUUCUGAGAUAGGUUUAAAAGAAAAUAAAAAAAUUGAUCGGGUUUCCACAGACUUAAUACAAACUAUAAUAAAGUACAAAAAUUCACUAUUUCUGUCAAAUUUUGCUUCAAUUUUAGCAAGACUCGAAAAACAUGCGAAGACGACCGAAACUGAUAGAUUUUAAGUGAGCCAAUUUUUAAAUUCACUGUAUCUCGAAAAUGGAAGCAUUUAGCAUUUGUUGAAAACUAUACGUCCUUUCAUAAAGGCGGAACGAAAAACAUAUAAAAACAAAUAUUGCACCAAACAUUUUUGAAAGACUAUAAUUUUUUUCCAGUCCAACUGAUGAAACUUCUUGGCCUACAGU